CCCUAGCCCUAUCUGCGUAACAGAUAAACUAAGACGAGAUGGGUUUAUUUCAGAAGAGGAGCUUUUGUGUGGUGACAGGUGCCAGCAGAGGCCUGGGGAGAGAAAUAGCGCUCCAGUGCUCCAGGGAGUGGAGCAAAGAAGGUGUAUUCUGUGACAUGGUCUUGACAGCUCGUAACCGCAAAGCUCUUGAAGAGACGAGAGACAUCAUUAUGUCACAAUCUCAUGGAAUUACAGUGCAUAUCGUAACUGGCGACCUAAACAACAUGGAGAGCCUGUCAACUGUCUGUCUGGAAAUUAUGAGCUUUUACGAUUCCUCCAAGCACGAUCAAGGAGUGCUAGUACACAAUGCUGCCACAAUGAAUGAGUUUGUACCUUUUCUUUCACAAAUCGACCCAUUCAAAAUUCAGUCCUUUCUAAAUACGAAUGUUACGUCUAUGAUUGUACUGACUACACAAUUUCUAUCAGCUUUAAACGGUGACAAGCACUAUGUGAUUCAUAUCACUGCCAACGUUGCUUCACAGUAUUCCAAGUGGUUCACUCUCUACUCUGUUAGCAAAGCAGCUAGAACAGCUUUUAUGGGGUCUCUCAAGGAAGAGUUGCCAGAUGUCCGUCAACUGAACUAUAGCCCUGGUCCCUGCGACACUGAUAUGUUGAAGGAGUUACCACCACACGUUUACUCCGUGGAUGACCUUGAUGAUCACCAACUUCGGCUUCUCACAGCUGAAGAGUCCAUUAGUAAGAUGGUUGGUGUUUUGAAAAAGGAUGAAUUUGAAAAUGGGUGUACUAUAGACUUUUUUGAUCGCAAAAUAUAGCUCCUCACAGCUGAAGAAUCCACGACGACCACGAGUAAUAAUUAUAUAAAAUGGUUGAUGCCUUUACUGUAUAUAUAAUUAUACUGUUGAUAGUAAUUAUCAUAAUCUGUGUACAGUAUUAAAUAUAAUACUAAUUAUGUAUGAUGUGAUUUGCAGAAUUCUG
Messenger RNA from Halichondria panicea, 975 nucleotides. RefSeq names its product sepiapterin reductase-like. Gene Ontology annotation, molecular function: sepiapterin reductase (NADP+) activity. Gene Ontology annotation, biological process: tetrahydrobiopterin biosynthetic process. The record is from RefSeq and is a predicted model, not a curated record. NCBI's taxonomy places the organism in Eukaryota, Metazoa, Porifera, Demospongiae, Suberitida, Halichondriidae. The coding region runs from base 39 to 812 and encodes 257 amino acids. The transcript has 2 exons.